Messenger RNA from Meriones unguiculatus (Mongolian gerbil), 1521 nucleotides. RefSeq names its product deoxyribonuclease 2 beta (gene Dnase2b). Bases 184 to 1257 code for a protein of 357 amino acids. NCBI's taxonomy places the organism in Eukaryota, Metazoa, Chordata, Mammalia, Rodentia, Muridae. Gene Ontology annotation, biological process: apoptotic DNA fragmentation. The record is from RefSeq and is a predicted model, not a curated record. The transcript is spliced from 6 exons. Gene Ontology annotation, molecular function: deoxyribonuclease II activity.
UCAUCAACAAUUGAGCACAAAGACAGGCAGAGUCACACUGGAAUGCUGUGACAGAACCAUCAGAUGACAUGGGACUCAGCCUCUUCUGUUUGUGCCCGAACAGUGAACAGCAAAAGUGAACAGAAUUCACAUCCAAGCCGGCGUGGCCUGAGAGAGACUUGACACUCAGACAACUGAUAGAAAAUGCCAAUGAAACAUCUAACAACAGCUGUUUCUUUGCUCUUCUUUGCCCUCUCUGGGGUCCUGGGGAUACCAGAGAUCUCAUGCAAAAAUGGAAAAGGUCAACCUGUGGACUGGUUUACCUUUUAUAAGCUACCCAAAAGAUACGGCAAAGAAGACACAGAGACCGGGCUGGAGUACAUGUACCUGGACUCCACAAAGACAAUGUGGCAGAAGGGCUGGCACCUGAUAGACAGCAACAGGAGUGCCUUGGGAAUUACCUUAGAGCAGCUGUAUGAAGCGUAUACCUCCAAGAGCAAUGCCACAGCCUAUCUACUAUACAACGACGGUGUCCCUAAGUCUGUGACUUACAGCAAGAAGUAUGGACACACCAAAGGUGUACUGGUAUGGAACAGACUGCAGGGGUUCUGGCUGAUUCAUUCUGUUCCUUGGUUUCCUCCAGUUCCAGAAGACGGCUAUAGUUAUCCAAGCUCAGGGAGACGAAACGCACAAAAUGGCAUCUGCAUCACUUUCAAAUAUGACCAAUUCGAAGAAAUAGAUUCUCAGCUCUUGGUCUCCCAACCGAACAUCUACAGUUGUUUCAUCCCAACCACCUUUCACUGGGAACUCAUCUACAUGCCCAAGCUGUGUGCCAAGUCCAGCUCCUCAUCGAUCCCUCGCCGGCGCCUCACCAUACUUCAGUCAGUGCACGGACAUGAUUUCCUCCAUUUUGCGAAGUCUGGUUCUUAUAGUGACGACAUCUUUACAGCCUGGAUGGCUCAACAACUGAAGACGCAUUUGCUAGUCCAAACCUGGCAGCGAAAGAGACAGGAGCUUCCUUCAAACUGUUCCCUCCCUUACCAUGUGUACAAUGUCAAGAUCAUUCAGACAGCUUCCAAGUAUUACUUCAGUUCUCACCUUGACCACUCUAAAUGGUGUGUUUCUACAAAGGACUCCAAAAAUCACUGGACCUGUAUUGGAGACCUAAAUCGGAGCCCAACCCAAGCCUCCAGAAGUGGAGGGUUCAUCUGUACCAGGAAUCCGUAUCUUUACCAAUCAUUUCAUAAAUUAGUUUUCGGCUAUGAGUUCUGUAACUAAGCAUGGAGAAAGGGUGCCUGCCCCAUCCUUGAAAACACUGGCUUUGGAACUCCUUGCCUUGGAUCCAUUUUCCAUAUGUUAAAGGCAACUGAGUUCGCACAACAUUUGUCCAAUAAAACACCGUGGGUCUACAGUGGCCAUUUUAUGUUUAAAUCAGUAGAAAUUUGCCUCUUUUGUAUUCAUGGAAUUAGAAGCUCAAAUGAUGAUAUGUAAAUAAUAAUAAUGAGGGGAGGAAAGAAAAUAUGCUCUUUCAGUUUAAUCAUC